GGAGGAAAUCACGAGGUCUAGGGGAGACCACGCCAUGGGGGUCCGUCCAAGCGAAACCGGCGGAUCCCCCGGGGUGGACUCCACCCACGGCGGCAGCGGCAGUCAGAUGGAGGAGGGGGGAGGAGGAGACCUGAAUCUCGAGUCGAACCCGACCCCUGACAUUUGCGGUGGCGGCGGUGGCGGAGUGAGUGUCUUAGCGGACAUCGCCGGAGCACGUGAGACCGGCAGGCGGCAGAGCGUCGACCGCGUGGCAGGGCAGCCACCGGCCAUCGGCAGCGGCACCUCGGACGCGCGGAACACCCUCGGCCUGGAUCGGUUGUGCACGACGGAGAAUGGAUCCGGGCAGGAGGCAACGGCGCCAUCGGAAGAGGUGAGCAUGAUCACCAGCAGCAGCAGCAGCACCAGCAGCAGCAGCAGGAUCAAAGUCCAUCGCCACCAAGCUAGCCCCGGAUCCGUCUCGCGGUGCAAGAAGAAGAUCAAGGAGGAUCGCCAUCCGCAGACGGCCACCGCCACAAGCACGGACGAGGGGGGGGUCGCCUCCCGGGAGGAGAUGAACGGUGGGUCGGGACCCCUCCCGGUGGUCACGGUGACCGAGCACGAGAGCGACCACCUUGAGCCGGACUCGAACGAGGCGGCGAGUUCGUCGGACGCGGCCGUCGGAUUCGCGGCUGCGGCGGAGACGCGCGGAUUGAGUCCCGCGGACGUGGCCGCGAGCCGGUCCCCGUCUCCGCAGCGCGUCCACUCGGCGUCCUCCUCCGACGGACUUGUGUCCUCGUCGUGCGAGGAGUCCGAGGGAGGAGGAGGAGGAGGUCAAGAGUGGCCGGGUGCUGAAGGACAGGGCCAGAGGAAGGCGGCCAAUGGAGAGUCGAACAAGCGACCCACGCACAAGGCAUGGAAGAGGAUCCAGAGCAUCAUGCACCGCACGCCGUUCAUCGUGGCUCUGAAGAAGCGCUACCCCUGGAUCCAGCUGUCUGGCCACGCAGGGAACUUCAAGACGGGGGAGCAGCAGGGCGUGGUCCUGAAGCGCUUCUGCGAGGGGGAGCAGCGCUGCCUGCGCUUGCUCAUGGGCGACGCGCUGCGCCCGUUCGUGCCCGCCUACCUGGGCGAGAUGGAGAACGACGGCGUGCGCUACGUGCAGAUGGAGGAUCUGCUCACCGACUUUCACGCGCCCUGCAUCAUGGACUGCAAGAUGGGAGUGAGGACCUACCUGGAGGAGGAGCUGGCACGAGCUCGGGAGAAGCCGCGGCUGCGCAAGGACAUGUACCAGAAGAUGGUGGCGGUGGAGCCCGGAGCGCCCACCGUGGAGGAGCACACCCAGCGCGCCGUCACCAAGCCGCGCUACAUGCAGUGGCGCGAGACCAUCAGCUCGUCCGCCACGCUCGGCUUCAGGAUCGAGGGCAUCAAGAAAAGCGACGGCUUCCUCAAGCAGGACUUCAAGAAAACGAGAACCCGCGAGCAGGUGAUGGAUGUCCUUGAUGACUUCAUAGGAAAGAAUGUGAACAUUCAGAUCCGAUACCUCGCCCGGCUGAAGGCAAUGAAGGCCACGCUGGAAGACUCCCCUUUCUUCCAAACGCACGAGGUGAUCGGCAGCUCGCUGCUCUUCGUGCACGACGGGUGCGGCCGCGCCGGCGUGUGGAUGAUCGACUUUGGCAAGACGACGCCGCUGCCCGCGGGCCAGACCCUGAGCCACCGCGACGCGUGGAGCGAGGGCAACCGGGAGGACGGCUACCUGUGGGGGCUCGACCAGAUCAUAUCGGCGCUGGAGGGGCUCGCCGAGCGGUACGCCGCGGCCAGGGGCCCCCACAGACCGGCGAGGGACGCCGCUCACGGCCGCGACGGUGGCGUUGGUGGUGACGGCGGUGGUGGUGACGGCGGUGGUGAUGGUGGAUGUUCCGUUGCGCCGAGCUGCGUGUCGGCAGAGCCGCCCUCGGCAGUGUCGCUCGCACCGGACUGCGGAGUGUAGCGGCGUGUGUCGCGGGUGUGCACGCGCGCGCACAUAGACACAAGGACAAAGAGCACCCGUAUAGCCUGAACAGACUUGUUGGGGCAAGUGCAGUUAGUGAGCACCUAUGAAGGCCGGCACUGUGGCACACGAGGGGGUGGGUGGCCAGCACCACUCCCGGUCGCCCUUUAUUCUCCCCAGUGGCGAUGUUCACACACCGCACCAGGUACUCAUUUGUGGCUGAGUCGACCUCGGGGAGGCCCAGGACCGGUUCAGAUAAUCGUCACCGGUGUUGGCUGUGAGCGGGAAUCGAACUCGGGCCACUGGGUUUGUAGCGCAGCUAGCUGACCUCUACACUACCGCUCCCCUUUAGUACGUGCGUACAAACACAUACGUGUUGCUGCGUGCCCGAACACACGACCCCUCUAUAGCCGGAGGGAGACUGUUGGGGAUAGGGCUGUUUGCUGGUCCUGCACACGAGGGACUGGCAUGGCAUGCGCCACGACCAGCCGCCUUUGUCUCCCCCAGUGCUGAUGAUUUUUUUUUUUUACAUAUCGCACCAGGUACUAAUUCAAGGCUGUGCCGACCGAAGGGAAGGCCCAGGAUUGGGUUCAGAUAGUCACCACUGAUGUCGGCCGUGAGCGGGAGUCACCGGGUUCGUCACGCGGUGCGCUAACCACAGACGCACGCGGCGAACACACAGAGACAAAGAUCCCCUGUGUAGCCUGGACAGACUGUUGGGGCAAGUGCUGUUAGCGAGCAGCUGUGAAGGCCAGCAGCUGUGAAGGCCGGCAUGGCACACGAGGCGUUAGUGUGGCCAGCACCACGCACGGCAGCCUUUGUCUCCCGAGUGCUGAUGUUUACACACCGCGCCAGGUACUCAUUUAAGGCUGAGUCCACCUAAGGGAAGGCCCAGGACCGGGUUCAAAUAUUCUUCCGGAUUCGUUGCGCAGUGCGCUAACUACUGCGCCACCACUCCGCGCUUAUGACGCACUCAUGGAUUACACGAACACAUAGUUUAUGUGCGCGCGCAUACACGCGUAUACAUACACACGCUUAUGUACUUAAAUACAUACACACGCGGCUUCAUAUUUUCAAAAACUAAAAGUUUUUUUUCAAAUGAUAGCCCAACGAAGUGGCUUGUCACGUGGACAUUUAUAGCAGCCAGAUACUCUAAAGGCGUGUUGUUGAUUCUAAA
Lethenteron reissneri (Far Eastern brook lamprey) is the source of this 3140-nucleotide messenger RNA. Its product is annotated as inositol-trisphosphate 3-kinase A-like. Gene Ontology annotation, biological process: phosphatidylinositol phosphate biosynthetic process; inositol phosphate biosynthetic process. The record is from RefSeq and is a predicted model, not a curated record. Gene Ontology annotation, cellular component: cytoplasm; nucleus. Gene Ontology annotation, molecular function: inositol hexakisphosphate kinase activity. Lineage: Eukaryota; Metazoa; Chordata; Hyperoartia; Petromyzontiformes; Petromyzontidae.